AUAAGUCAUGGCGCCAUCUUGAGGUAAACGUUAUAAAUGCACAUUAGAGUCACACAGGUCACCAGGUUCCAAACCAUUGUUCUAAUUUCUGGUUUCCCACUUUAUUUCUACAACAUCAACCCAUCAGAGCUCUACAAUUCUCAUGUGAUUCACUCCCGCGCCUUCUUCCGUGACUCCACGGAUCCAGACGGCAACAUGUAGUCCCUGGGUUUGAUACGAUCACAGCCUGUUUGCCUUGGGAAGUUUAUGGAGCAAAGAGAAGGGAGUGGAUCUGGAGGAAGAGCAGGAGGAGGAGGAGGAGGAGGAGGAGGAGGAGGAGGAGGAAGUUGGAUGCACUGUGAGACGCUGUCAGCAGCAGAGCGGCGGAGUUCUGUGUCAAACCUGCCAGAGGAACAUGUUCUGCGAAGGAAAAGGCUGGAACAUGAGCACAUAAGGGGACGGAGACGCUUCAAAGUGGGGGAAUCUUGAUCAGCCGUGAAGACGAACAGCUGUAGAGUGAGGGAUUUGAAGAUGUGGGCAUUAAUGGGAGCCAUCUAUCUGUGUAACUGUGUCGCCGGGCAGCUGCUCGAGUCCAAGCUGAAAGGAGCGCCUCGACUGGUCUGCAGCGUCCCCGGGUCGCCUGGCCCGCCCGGCAAACCGGGUCCCGGCGGGCCGCCGGGAGCCGACGGGAAUGUCGGAAUUCCAGGAAGAGACGGCAGAGACGGCCGAAAGGGGGAAAAGGGAGAAAAGGGCGAUACAGGGGCGAAGGGCAGAGUUGGCCCGACGGGGAAAAUUGGAGAGCGAGGUGAACGCGGCCCCGCGGGAAAACGAGGCCCCGCGGGAGACAACGGGGACGCGGGGCCUCCUGGACCUGGAGGCCGCGAUGGAGAUAAAGGCGAUAAGGGCGAGCGGGGACCCCGUGGAACUGCGGGAACGUGCAAAUGUGGCAGCCUGCUACCCAAAUCUGCCUUCUCGGUGGGAAUCACCAGCAGCUACCCCGCAGAGAAGACCCCCAUCAAGUUCAACAAGGUCCUCUUCAAUGAAGGCGGACACUACAACCCCCAGACGGGGAAAUUCAUCUGCGCAUACCCAGGCGUCUAUUAUUUCUCCUAUGACAUUACACUGGCCAACAAACACCUGGCCAUCAGUCUGGUGCAGAACGGUCAAUACCGCAUUAAGACCUUCGACGCCAACACAGGAAACCACGACGUGGCGUCUGGUUCCACCGUCAUGUUCCUGAACCCUGAAGACGAGGUGUGGAUGGAGAUCUUCUUCAGUGAUCAGAACGGCUUAUUUUCGGACCCCAGCUGGGCGGACAGCCUGUUCUCUGGGUUCCUACUCUACGCAGACACAAACUACUUUGACACACUGGCAGCGGACUACGCAUAGAAAACCCGGAGAACAAGGCAGAACCACAAACUGUUUGCUACUGCUAUUAUCACUCAGUCAGAACACGUUUGGUGUGAACAAACUAUAUGUACUGUUUUAUUUACAUGUUUGUACUACUAUGGGAUUAGCGAAGUAUUCACUUAACAUUGUGGAAAUCUGAUGAAGCUUCAGGUGAUUUAUUUGAUUCCGGUUGAUUUAAAUAAAAAUUCCAAAUAAU
Xiphophorus couchianus (Monterrey platyfish) is the source of this 1585-nucleotide messenger RNA. RefSeq names its product C1q and TNF related 7 (gene c1qtnf7). NCBI's taxonomy places the organism in Eukaryota, Metazoa, Chordata, Actinopteri, Cyprinodontiformes, Poeciliidae. Gene Ontology annotation, molecular function: protein binding. The record is from RefSeq and is a predicted model, not a curated record. The transcript has 3 exons. Bases 511 to 1368 code for a protein of 285 amino acids.